GGAACCACACGGCAAUCCUCGAGUCUCGCUAGUUGGUCAGUACCUUCAGUGGCGUUAUGCCAGGAAGGCCUCGUGAAUCUCAUCAUUAACCUUGUACAGUACGCUUUUAUUUAUUUCGGUAACUUGAUCACUUCUGUUUCGUUACUUUCACUGUUACUUAAAACAUUUACAUGUCCUUCUUAAUCUUAUUAGUGAUUCUCUAGUCAUGUUUAUUGUUAUUUACACCUCGCCCUGGCGAGAUUACAGUGCUCUAGUGUCAAAGUGUAUGAAAACAACAUCCGAAAUAAUUGAAAUAAUUUAUUAGACGAAGACUUGAUUUUAUUGACGGUGGUGUUUUGAUUGAAUUUUUGAUAUUUUUCAACGGGGUGAUAUUAGUAGAGGAAUGAACCGAUAAAGCUGCAGGUCCUGGGACACGCAUAUGGGGAACCAGCAUGCAGUGGAUCGGUUUCAUGGCCACGAUUCUCUGGUGGUCGAGCGUCGUCAGGUGUCUCAACACCCUAAAUCGAGGUCACAGCUACAAGAUAACUCCAAAGCCCUGUCGUGUGGCCGGUCCAGAUGGUGGAGCAAGUUUGCAUGGCACAUGUAUGUUUGUGUGGGAAUGUAUCAGGUCUCAAGGUACUCAUGUAGGUGUUUGCGUGGAUACAUUCAUGUUUGGCAGUUGUUGUGUUCUUAGUAACAAUGAAACAACAUCAACGUCAACGUCAACAACAACAACAAAUUUGGUUGAUACUCAACAGUAUACAUCAUCCGUAACUUCAACUGUCGAGCCAUCCAGAUUGUCUGACACUACGAUUAAAGAAGUCGUGACAACGACUCAAAGGCCAACUGAAAAUAUUCUUGAGACUACGAAACCGAGGCCGGAUUAUUCGAGUUUUAUUAACAGGCCAAAGAGACCGCAUUCACCUUCUUACAAUUUACAAUCAGUACCAGCAAGACUUCCUGAUGAUGGAAAAACCCAAACAGCCGAUCAACCUGAGAACAAUCAACGAAUGCGACCUAGUGAAGGUUUUCUUCAUGUUACUAAGCCAGAACGAUCACCGUCGUUUACUAAUGUACCACCUCCACCAGAACCGCCUUCUUCCGGUCUUCAUUAUAUCACUGAAAAAGAAGAGGACAAUGUAAUUACUGAAAUAGCUGGAGAUCGUAUUACAGCGGCGAGCUCAAAUUCUAUAAGAACAGAAAAACCACCAGCUCAUUGGUUAGCAACAAAUGAUCCAUUACAUGGAUCUACCUUCUACUCUAGUGUUAAAACUCAAACUUAUAGACCUGGAUCAUCAUCAUUUAAUCAUCACACAUCUACAGAAGAAAGACCAAAUUUCGUGUCAAAACCAGAUAACAUGCAUAAAAAACCAAGCAAAGUUUGGACAACAUUCAAACCAACUAGUACAGAACAGAGCAUGGCUGAAUCACUGCAACCAACUACACACUGGUCAGUUACGACAGAACCGGCUUUUAUUACAAAACAAAAAUAUCCAAGUUCAGGAUUAUCAUUAGUUAAUCGUCCGAGUGAUUCAAAUAAUUUUUGGGCUGAUAAACCUUGGACAACAGCGAAAGAUAAACGGCCAUGGUCUAAUGAUGGAGAUCGUGGAGAUGAUAAUGAAAAUUCAAUGAAAAAACCUGACCAAGAGAACACACCAGUAGAAUAUGGUAAGCCUCAUCAUGGUUCAGCGAAUCACUACAUCACUACAGCCGAUCUUGGGUCAUUGGUCAAUUCAAAGCCUACUCGUAGACGAACACCACAGCCACCAAGAAUAGCAGCUACAACUACAAGUUACUUCAACAGUAACAAUUAUAAUUUACAUGGUGAAACAUCUACAAAGCCUACUACGACUUUAACUGCUAAAACAACUACAAUACCUUCUACAACAACGCCAAUGAUUGUUACAUCAACGACAAUGUCUUCAAUUCCAACGACUCGAAAAAAUCCUCCAGGGUCCAUUCCAACUAUUUCAGCAGUUUCUGGGCAAUCUGUUGAAGGAAAACAUGUAACACAAUGUGGAAUACCUCCUCUUUUUCCCAGACCGGAAACUAGAAUUGUUGGUGGAAAGGAUGCACCAUUCGGAAGAUGGCCUUGGCAAGUUUCUGUUCGCAGAACUUCAUUUUUUGGAUUUUCAAGUACUCACAGGUGCGGUGGAGCUGUUUUAAAUGAAAAUUGGAUUGCUACUGCUGGUCAUUGUGUUGAUGACUUAUUAACCUCGCAGAUAAGGAUCAGAGUAGGUGAUUAUGAUUUUUCUUCAGUUCAAGAAAGACUUCCGUACGUUGAACGAGGAAUCGCAAAAAAAGUUGUGCAUCCGAAAUAUAAUUUUUUCACUUACGAGUACGAUUUAGCUCUCGUGAAGUUGGAAACUUCAUUAGUUUUUGCUCCUCAUAUAUCGCCAAUUUGCUUGCCUGCAACUGAUGAUCUUCUUGUUGGAGAAAAUGCUACAGUUACUGGUUGGGGAAGACUUUCGGAAGGUGGAACAUUACCAUCAGUACUUCAAGAGGUUUCCGUACCAAUUGUUAGUAAUGAUCGAUGCAAAUCAAUGUUCUUACGUGCAGGAAGACAUGAGUUCAUUCCUGAAAUAUUUUUGUGUGCUGGCUAUGAAAAUGGUGGACAAGAUUCAUGUCAAGGUGAUUCUGGUGGUCCGCUCCAAGUUCGUGGUAAAGAUGGGCGUUAUUUUCUAGCAGGAAUUAUUUCCUGGGGAAUCGGCUGUGCCGAAGCAAAUUUACCUGGUGUUUGUACACGUAUUUCAAAGUUUGUACCGUGGAUUUUGAAAAACGUGUCUUGAAAAACGAGCCAAUUUAUUUGUUUCUUCUGCGUCGUCAAUUGUAAACAUAA
This is a messenger RNA of Chelonus insularis, 2818 nucleotides long. RefSeq names its product Stubble (gene Sb). The transcript is spliced from 9 exons. Gene Ontology annotation, biological process: proteolysis. The record is from RefSeq and is a predicted model, not a curated record. Gene Ontology annotation, molecular function: serine-type endopeptidase activity. Lineage: Eukaryota; Metazoa; Arthropoda; Insecta; Hymenoptera; Braconidae. Bases 432 to 2768 code for a protein of 778 amino acids.